GAAGCAACAUCAAUAAUUACAAAUCAAAAAGAGAAAUGGAGUUCAUCUACGACACUCUUGUUUGGUGCAGUCUUUUCUUAUCAGUAGCUUUGAUUCUCCUACUGAAUGGGAAAAAAUGGCGAAAUAUAAACAAGAAUCUUCCUCCAGGGCCUCCUGGGUGGCCAGUCUUUGGUAAUAUGUUUGACCUUGGAACCGCACCACAUCGAUCUCUCUACGAGCUUAAGUUCAAGUAUGGACCUGUGCUCUUGUUAAGAUUAGGAUCCAUUAACACAAUGGUGGUACAAUCAGCAAAGGCUGCUGCAGAGUUCUUCAAGAACCACGAUGCUAGCUUUUGUGAUCGAAAGUCUCCUGAUGUAUUAUCAGCCCACAACUAUGAAGAAGCAUCACUUGCAAUCGGCCGUUAUGGCUCCUUCUGGCGUAUGCUUCGCCGUCUUUGCUCCGUGGAACUCAUGACCAACAAGCGACUCAAUGAGACAGCUUCCAUUCGCCUAAAAUGCAUCAAUCAAAUGUUACGGAGCAUUGAAGAUGAUGUUGAAGCUGCGAAAGCAAGGGGAGAAUCAGGCGCAGUGAAUUUACCUCACUAUUUAUUCCUAAUGUCAUUUAACGUAAUAGGUAAUCUCGUGGUGUCAAGAGAUCUUUUAGAUUCACAGUGCAAAGAAGGGCAUGAAUUUUUUGAAGCCAUGGACAAAGUAGCUACGUGGGUAGGGACGCCAAAUAUAGCAGAUUUUCUACCUUUCUUGAAAUGGUUAGAUCCCCAAGGACUCAAAAGGAGCAUGUUGCGAGAUCUGGGAAAAGCCAAGGAGAUUGUUGCGAGUUUCGUGGAAGAAAGGAUUAAGGAUCGUAAAAUAGGGAAAGAAAAGACAAAGGACUUCCUUGAUACUUUGUUGGAAUUUGAAGGUGAUGGGAAAGAAUGGCAUGAGAAGAUCCCAUAUGAAAAAGUCAUUUUAAUUGUAUUGGAAAUUUUCUUUACCGGAACAGAGACAACAAGCACAACAACGGAAUGGAUCAUUGCAGAGCUACUUAAAAAUCCUGAAGCCAUGAGGAAAGUUAAAGAAGAAUUGAAUGAAGUUGUUGGAGAAAACAGAAAGGUUGAAGAGAGUGACAUAGAGAAGUUGCCAUAUCUUCAAGCUGUUAUAAAAGAAACACUGAGGUUACAUCCUGCAGCUCCUCUACUCCUCCCAAGAAACACUAUACAAAAUACAAACUUCAUGGGGUAUCAUAUACCCAAAGACACACAAGUUUUUGUGAAUGUUUGGGCAAUAGGAAGAGACCCAGAUACUUGGGAGGAUCCCUUCACCUUCAAGCCUGAGAGAUUCUUAGGUUCAAGCAUAGAUUAUAAAGGACAGAAUUUUGAGUUGAUUCCAUUUGGAUCAGGGAGGCGGAUUUGUGUAGGAAUAUCAUUAGCUCAACGGUUGGUUUCCUUUGGUCUGGCUUCUUUGAUUCAUAAUUUUGAUUGGGAACUUGACAAGAAUUCAACACCUGAGAGCUUGGAUAUGAGCGAAAGGAUUGGCAUUACUGUGAGAAAGCUUGAGCCAUUGAAUCUCAUACCCACAAAACGUCCAAGAACUAUGGUUGUUUAGCGAAUUGAAUAUAGCAUAGGGUCCAAGUGUAUGCUCAUUGCAUGAUGUACUGUACCAACUACAAUAUUAUAAUAUCAACUUCAAGUUUAGUAA
Molecule: messenger RNA, 1673 nt
Organism: Manihot esculenta (cassava)
Lineage: Eukaryota; Viridiplantae; Streptophyta; Magnoliopsida; Malpighiales; Euphorbiaceae
Product: iridoid oxidase
Exons: 3
Coding region: 36-1580 (514 amino acids)
Molecular function (GO): heme binding; monooxygenase activity; oxidoreductase activity, acting on paired donors, with incorporation or reduction of molecular oxygen
Source: RefSeq, a predicted model, not a curated record